Messenger RNA from Carassius gibelio (silver crucian carp), 2460 nucleotides. RefSeq names its product protein Wnt-4a. The transcript is spliced from 5 exons. Gene Ontology annotation, cellular component: extracellular region. Gene Ontology annotation, molecular function: frizzled binding; cytokine activity. The record is from RefSeq and is a predicted model, not a curated record. Lineage: Eukaryota; Metazoa; Chordata; Actinopteri; Cypriniformes; Cyprinidae. Gene Ontology annotation, biological process: multicellular organism development; canonical Wnt signaling pathway; cell fate commitment. The coding region runs from base 435 to 1484 and encodes 349 amino acids.
AGACUCAAUUCAGAGUGGCAUCCACAGGGGUCAUGAAACGGAGCUGAACUUCACGUUUAGGUGAAUUAUCUGCACGCACGGGACCGGGGCUGCCAUUUACACUCACUUUACAGGCUGGACCGCGCGUAGUUCAUCUUUAUCUGAUGCUGCGUAAAAGCUGACCGUGGAAAGCGCUGCAGGCGCUCUGAAGAAAUCGCAUCAGAGGAUACCGCUCAGUGUGAUUUUGCUCCCACUACAUAUAAACUAUAUCGAGCACUUGCGUUUGUUUACACGAGGAGACAAGAACUGUUGAUCCGGACUGACCCGCUUCUCAUCCAAAUGGAUGCGCAAUGAUGGAUUAAUCGCUUUUCGAUGCAACUUUUCCCCGCUGUGCCCUGAUAACCCCUUCCUGAGGAUUUUACGCCAGCAACCUUUACCUGAUUUAUCCUUUCAAGAUGUAUUUGAUAAGGUCACUGCUUAUGCUCUUUCUAGCACUCUUCUCCGCCAAUGCGAGCAACUGGCUAUACUUGGCAAAGCUGUCAUCGGUAGGAAGCAUCUCGGAUGAAGAGACCUGUGAGAAGCUCAGAGGACUCAUUCAGAGGCAGGUUCAGAUCUGCAAGCGUAAUGUGGAGGUGAUGGACGCAGUCCGCAGGGGCGCUCAGCUCGCCAUCGACGAGUGCCAGUUUCAGUUCCGCAACCGUCGCUGGAACUGCUCGACGCUAGAGAGUGUCCCUGUGUUUGGCAAAGUGGUCACACAAGGUACACGAGAAGCUGCAUUUGUGUAUGCCAUAUCUGCUGCUAGCGUAGCCUUUGCAGUGACCAGAGCCUGCAGCAGUGGGGAGCUGGACAAGUGUGGCUGCGACCGCAAUGUGCACGGUGUCAGUCCAGAAGGUUUCCAGUGGUCAGGAUGCUCAGAUAACAUUGCAUAUGGGGUUGCUUUUUCCCAGUCCUUUGUGGACGUCAGAGAGCGAAGUAAAGGACAGUCUUCCAACAGAGCCCUAAUGAACCUUCAUAACAACGAGGCAGGAAGGAAGGCAAUUCUGAACCACAUGCGAGUGGAAUGUAAGUGCCACGGUGUUUCAGGUUCCUGCGAGGUAAAAACCUGCUGGAAAGCAAUGCCGCCGUUCCGCAAAGUGGGCAACGUCAUCAAGGAGAAAUUUGACGGUGCUACGGAAGUGGAGCUGCGCAAAGUGGGCACCACCAAGGUCCUGGUUCCACGAAACUCACAGUUCAAGCCCCACACAGACGAAGAUCUGGUGUACCUGGACCCGAGCCCAGACUUCUGCGAACACGACCCCAGAACUCCAGGCAUACUGGGAACCGCAGGGCGCUUCUGCAACAAGACCUCGAAGGCCAUCGACGGCUGUGAGCUCAUGUGCUGCGGUCGCGGAUUCCACACGGAGGAGGUGGAGGUGGUCGACCGCUGCAGCUGUAAGUUCCACUGGUGCUGCUACGUCAAGUGCAAACAGUGCCGCAAGAUGGUGGAGAUGCACACGUGUCGGUGAUCCAGACUGCAGAACUUAUUCUCACCACUUCCCGACAAAUUCCCCAGCAUUUCAUGCGACAAUAGAGGAACAUGUCAUACAUGAGACUUUAAAAUAUAUGGGCGAAUAUACCCGAGGUCCCAAUUGAGAGUAUUUUUCUCUCUUCUCUUUCUUUUUUUUUUAAAUUGUGGUUGCUCUCUUAUUUUUAUAUAUAUAUAUAUAUAACUAUCUAUCUAUCUAUUUUAACUUAUUGCAAUCAAAUAGAGAGUACAUUUUUAAUGUGACGCGCACCAGAGGAGUGCCAUUGGGAUCAGGAGCAUAUGAAUAUGGAGAAAGGUCAAUGUUCAAAAGCCUUUUCAUCGUUAAUGCUGCUUUAGGGUUUCAUCCUGAAAGAUGGACUUCGGACUAACUGAGAUAUGCAAUCCAGGUCUACAUGUACUUUCCAUAGAGUUUUCCAUAUUCCUGUGAUGCUGCUUGAAUUCAAGAAUCACUCACCGAUAAUGUACAGCAAGUAUUAAAGCAAGGCCUGCUUUACUAGGGAUGCAAACUGGCUCCGAACACGACGGAGUGGAAAUAUAAGUGUCAGCAAGCUGUUUGAAAAUCAAAGUCAUCAGUUAACCAGCUAUUGACGCAGACGGAUGAUUGGCGCUGAGCUGUAACCAUGCAUCUGGAGCGAAACUGACAAACAUAAAUUGUUUACCAGCUUGGGGUGCUUGGACCAUGGAUUCUGUGCACGAUGACUCUAGGACUUUUCCUCUCCAGACGCACAUAAACAAAUAAACAAAUCCCCCAGCAUUCCCUGCUCCAUUAGUCAGACCGAGCGACUGAAUUAUUUAUGUACAAUACCAUAACUCCAAGCUUUUCUAUAGUAAAACUUGCUAUCCAGUAUGCUUUUAAAAGAAACAUAGGUUUGUAAAGACUUACAGUAUACACUGAAGAGGACUAUAUUUCAUAUGAAUGUAUGUUAAAUUGAAAUAUACGCCGUGUCAAAGACUGA